AAAACCUUCAAUAUCCAUGUAUAACACAUCAAAUGGAAACCCAACGUUGUAAAGGGUGCAAGAACUACCUAACAGUGCCACCUGGGCAACCUUGUUCAUUCUGUUACAAGGUUAACAAGCCCAAGAAAAAGGGUAGCCGUCUACUCCAGCAAAUCGACGGUUUUGCUAACAGACUAGCAAACAAUAACCACUAUGCUGCCCCUUAUGGACAGCCAGCAGCAUAUGCUGCAGGUUAUUAUGCUCCACAAGGGUAUGGUCCUGGCUAUUAUAGCGCACCACCACCACCGCCGCCUGCAGCGUAUGGUUAUGACUAUUAUAACCAACAGGUGCAUGAGCCGAAGCGGGCAGUGCUAUGUGGUGUGACCUACAAAGGCCACCCAAAGACACUGCCUGCUAGUAUAACAAAUGUUAGGAGCAUGCACGAGUUAUUGCUCAAACUCCGGUUCCCAAAUGCUUCCAUUCGCAUACUUACAGAAGAGGAAUCAGACCCCACCAGGACCCCAACAAGACAUAACAUACUAAUGGCACUGGAGUGGCUUACCAAAGGUAGCCGAUCCGGCGAUUCGUUGGUGUUCUACUACGCAGGACAUGGGGCCCACGUGACGGAUGUCAACGGAGAUGAAAAAGACGGUCUUGAUGAAGCAAUAUGUCCUGUUGAUUAUAGUGGAUCUGGAAAGAUACUAGAUGAUGAACUCCAUGCCAUCCUUGUAGCACCACUACCUCAUGGAGUAACACUUCAUAGUAUUAUGGACACUUGCUUUAGUGGAACUCUUCUUGACCUACCUUUUCUUUGCAGGAUUAAUUUGGAAGGAUUCUAUAAGUGGGAAGAUCAACAUUCUUCACACGUCUCACCACAUGGUGGAAAAGCAAUAUGUAUUAGUGCUUGUGAUGACCAUCAAUAUUCAGCAGAUACAUCGGCUUUCACAGGCAACGCGAUUGGUGCAUUGACGUAUAGCUUCACUAACGCUGUCAAAAGUGCACGUAAUCUGACAUAUGGAGAUUUACUUGACAACAUGCGCAAAAUAGUUCGUAGAGCUCAACAAGAACAAGGAAUAGAUGCUCCGUUUGGAUCGAAGUCAUCACAGGAGCCUCAACUAUCUUGUUCAACAAAGUUCGAGAUUUACUCCCAGCCUUUUAUCUUGUAGAUUCCAUCUUAUUAUCUAUUUAUGCAUGAAAAGAAAAUAACACAAGUUGUGCAUGCCGAUUCUUCAAUUACAAGUCAUUAUCGUCGGCUAAAAAGGCUUAAUCACCUUGGGUUGAAAUCCAUAUUUUAAGAUUCUACAGGAUAAGAUGAAAUAACUCUUGUUUCUCUAUGUAAUAUUUCCGUUAUUUAUGUAGUUUACAAUGAGUUUAUGAAAAUGUUUGACUA
This is a messenger RNA of Helianthus annuus (common sunflower), 1369 nucleotides long. Its product is annotated as metacaspase-3. The record is from RefSeq and is a predicted model, not a curated record. Gene Ontology annotation, biological process: proteolysis. Gene Ontology annotation, molecular function: cysteine-type endopeptidase activity. The transcript has 5 exons. Bases 33 to 1145 code for a protein of 370 amino acids. NCBI's taxonomy places the organism in Eukaryota, Viridiplantae, Streptophyta, Magnoliopsida, Asterales, Asteraceae.